CACUUGUCGCAUGAUGGCUGGUUUUUCAUGAUAAAAUAAAUAAAACUUACUGUUAAUCUUCUGUCACAUUCCUGAAAAUAUUUCGAAAAAAUUGGAUUUGGUUAGGGGGUUAAUGGCACAGUAACAGGAAGCUACAAAGUUACUACCAAAUCCACAUUAGAAAAUCUGCCUCAGAAUUACUUUAAACGUCCAAAGCAUGUGUGAUUUGAAAUGAGACGAUAUGAAAUUUCUUUUGAAUUGUCAGUGUGGUCAAAUUAUUUCUCUGUGGCCCACACAUCCUGGUUCCACAUGAACUCAAAGUAUGAAACGACCUUAUUUAUCAGUGUAUUGUGUUUCAAUAUGUCCUGGUUUGAGACAUCAGCAUGGGUAAGUGAAGGUGUGCUACGCAUGAAUCAGAGGAAUACCUUCCUGGUUCUUCUUUCACACGUUCCCGUUGACCGUCUACUGAAAUCCGGGAACACUAGUGCCGUUGUGACUACAUAUACGCGGUCUUUGUGUGCUCGGGUGUAAUGAUCCAAGCAAACUAGGUGAAGCGAGAGUUACCGAAUAUUCUGGGCAUAUUGAUUGAACUCACAAAAGAGAUUAGUUUUGUAUUGCGAAAACUAUUCAGUUCUUGUCGAAACCGGUUCAAUGACAUGCUUGGCGCAUCUCAUUUCACGGAUUCAACUGGUUUGGAGUGUCGGUGGUAUAUAUGAUGGUUGAUUCUUGGUGGACGUGUAUUCUGACUCUACUGGCUACUGUCAGUCCGGUGGCCCUGCAAACUGAUGGGGGUUUUUCCCAGUGGUCGACGUGGACUCUUCCGUCAUGCGCAGUAACGUGCGGCGCAUUAGCCACGGCCAAGGUGCAGAGAACUCGUGCCUGCAACAACCCUCCUCCCAGCAAUGGCGGAUCGAAUUGCAUAGGACCUUUUGCUGAGACAGCAGUUGUAAAUUGCAACCUUUUAGACUGUCCAGUUUGCGUUCCUGUCAACGGAGGCUUCUCCCAGUGGACGCGUUGGACGAAUCCGUCAUGUCCAGUAACUUGUGGGUCAUCAGCCACGAGGAGAGUACAGAAAACCAGACGAUGUGACAGCCCGCUUCCCAACAAAUGUGGACUUUAUUGCAUUGGGGUUGCAUAUAGAUAUGAGGACAGAAAUUGUCAGCUUCCAGAUUGUCAAGAUGACGUUGGGUUCAAUGAGUGGGGGAGAAUGGACCAGUCCAACCUGUGACGUCACAUGUGGAGCAUCGGCCACCAAGUCCAUCACUAGAGAAAGGACUUGCCUG
Messenger RNA from Haliotis rubra (blacklip abalone), 1262 nucleotides. RefSeq names its product thrombospondin-2-like. Bases 692 to 1207 code for a protein of 171 amino acids. The transcript is spliced from 4 exons. NCBI's taxonomy places the organism in Eukaryota, Metazoa, Mollusca, Gastropoda, Lepetellida, Haliotidae. The record is from RefSeq and is a predicted model, not a curated record.